AUGCUCUCCGUAGCAUCGCUACUCAAUCCUGCUAAGUCAGAACCGCGAAGCACUCGAAUAUCAUCAAGUCCUCCGUCGUCGCUUUGUACCUCAUCGCCCUCUUAUGGGCAUACCCUAUUACCCAUUCAAUCCUCGUCCAUCAAGAAACAAAAGAUGGCUAAGGACGGCGCAGUUUUCGCCAAGGGUACUAAGAUUAAGGGCGAUGUAAACUUUCCACCGUUUGAACAUCUGAGCGAGGAGACUAUGCGAGAAGUCUCAAAAUUCCAAGUGUAUCCACUUGGUAAGAUUCAAGAUUAUUGCCGCCAUAUCCCUUAUAAUAGCGAGAAAAAGAACUUCUUGGAAAAGACUGGUCGAGAGAGCUUCGAAGUAUUUCAGUACACCUUCAAACUUCCUGGUGAGGAUAGAGUGUACACUGUUAUGUGGGAUUAUAAUGUUGGGCUCGUUCGCAUCACUCCUUUUUUUAAGUGCUGUAAAUAUUCUAAGACAACUCCGGCCAAGAUGCUCGGAAUGAACCCAGGCCUAAAGGAAAUCACGCACAGCAUCACUGGUGGCGCUUUGGCAGCCCAAGGUUACUGGAUGCCAUAUUCCUGCGCUCUCGCCGUUUGCACCACCUUUUGCUCCCACAUCGCUCCAGCUUUGAUUCCUAUCUUUGGUCCCUCCUUCCCAUCUCAGUGCUUUUCACCCGACGCUCCAGAACACGGCCGUAUGGUUAUCGACCCCAAUAUAAUCCGUGCCGCCACCGCAGAAGCCGAAUCUUAUCGUCUCCACUACACAUCCUUCACCCCCAAAUCUUCCACUAACGUUACACCUCGCGAUUCCGCCAGCCCCCAACAGCAAAGCUCUAAUUAUCUCAUUCGCACAAACACCAUGACGCCCCCAACAAGUUCAAGCAGUCAUCUCGAACGAAGACUGAGACUCAAAAGAACGUAUGGCGGCGAGAGUCCUUAUGCGGAGAGCAGUACUGAUCAUGAUGCUGCGAGCGAGACAUCAAGUGGUGAUGCUGCAUACUUUUGUUCGCCAGUAACUCCUACAUCCGGUCUCGCAGGUGCGAAUUGGGGCAUUCACGCCAGAUCGUAUCUUCCUAACGGUCUUCAUUAUGGUCAUACUCACAAUCAUAAAUUGAUGAACCCGCACAUGAGUGUGAACGGUGCUAUGGCCAUUGGACACAGCGGUACAAACCCAUGGUUAAGUGCCAUUCCGCGGAGUAUAGGCGGACUCGCCGACAUGACAGCUAGCUGGAGAGCCAAGCGACGCGCGGAAGAACUAGAUGAAAAUAUCUCUGAUCAAAGAGAUAGAGAACGAGAACGAGAUAUCCACCGUCCUCAUCCCACAGACGAAGAAUACGAUGGUGAAGAAAGCGCUAGUGCUACUGGUGAUGAAAAGAGUCCUGUCGGCGACGAUCGAACUAUUACCUUUGGUCCUCGCGCGCCUGUAACGACCAUGAAGGCAGCUUGGCUUUUGAUGAAACUUAGUGUUAAGGAUGGUGAAGCAGGUGCUGCAUUACCUUCUUUACCGAGUGUAUCUGCAGUAGGCACACCGUUGAUGGGGAGUGCGAAGUGGAUUAAAGAGGGGGGGGAUAGUGAUGAGCCGCGGGUCAAGAGAAGGAGAGCGCUUAGUAUGUGA
Botrytis sinoallii is the source of this 1623-nucleotide messenger RNA. RefSeq lists its product as uncharacterized. The transcript has 6 exons. NCBI's taxonomy places the organism in Eukaryota, Fungi, Ascomycota, Leotiomycetes, Helotiales, Sclerotiniaceae. The record is from RefSeq and is a predicted model, not a curated record. Gene Ontology annotation, cellular component: SBF transcription complex; MBF transcription complex. The coding region runs from base 1 to 1623 and encodes 540 amino acids. Gene Ontology annotation, molecular function: DNA binding; transcription regulator activity.